Hemibagrus wyckioides is the source of this 5022-nucleotide messenger RNA. It is a transcript of the gene ets1, whose product is annotated as v-ets avian erythroblastosis virus E26 oncogene homolog 1. Gene Ontology annotation, biological process: cell differentiation; regulation of transcription by RNA polymerase II. The coding region runs from base 16 to 1731 and encodes 571 amino acids. The record is from RefSeq and is a predicted model, not a curated record. Gene Ontology annotation, cellular component: nucleus. NCBI's taxonomy places the organism in Eukaryota, Metazoa, Chordata, Actinopteri, Siluriformes, Bagridae. The transcript is spliced from 10 exons. Gene Ontology annotation, molecular function: sequence-specific DNA binding; DNA-binding transcription factor activity, RNA polymerase II-specific.
ACGCGGUGUGUGUGCAUGCGCGCGCGCGCUCGCUGCGGGGGCAAAACUGCUGAAGUGAGUUGUGAGUGGCGCGCGCUAAUUGGCCGAGGGCGGGAGCGCGCGCGCACUGAGCGCUCUUUAUCCUCCUGUUCCCAAAAGACGCGGCGCGCGCUUCAACGCCAGGUACAGCGCACGAAACCACUGACUCGAUCGCUUCCAGGAGUUUUCUUUUUUUUUGCCCCCCACACACACACAUCUACAGCCACGGCCUGCAGUGCGGCUCCACAGACCACCAUGAGUUACUAUAUGGAUCCGGUUUCUUCUUACCAGCUUCAUCAUCCAGCUGACCAUCUGGGUGUGAUGAGACAGACUGGCGGGAUGGCGGUGUCUAUGGUAACGCCGAGUCAACUCCCCGGGGUGUGCCACCCCCAGCAUGCACCUCCUGCUAGGGCUGCAUAUGCCCAUAACAUCACGCUGCAGGAAGUACCCAAUGGCCCAGAAUUCUGCCCCAAUGAUCUGGAAUGUGGAGAUGUUCCUCUGCUGACUCCAGGGAGCAAAGAGAUGAUGUCGCAGGCUCUGAAAGCCACCUUCAGUGGUUUCACCAAGGAGCAGCAAAGACUGGGCAUCCCUAAAGACCCUCGGCAGUGGACAGAAGGUCACGUGAGAGAAUGGCUUUUGUGGACAGUGAACGAGUUCAGCCUGAAGAACGUGGACUUCCACAAGUUCUGCAUGAACGGAGCCAGCCUUUGUGCACUGGGCAAGGAUCGCUUUCUAGACCUGGCGCCUGACUUUGUAGGGGACAUCCUGUGGGAGCACUUAGAGAUGCUGCAGAAAGAAGAUCCAAAGCAUUUCCCUGUCAACGGCAUCAGCUCAGGUUUCCAGGAAUCUCGCUAUACCUCAGACUACUUUGUCAGUUACGGCAUCGAGCACGCUCAGUGCGUUCCGCCGUCGGAGUACUCGGAGCCGGGCUUCAUCACCGAGUCGUACCACACCCUUCAUCCCAUCAGCUCCGAAGACCUGCUGUCACUCAAGUACGAGAACGAAUACACCAACGUCAUUCUGCGCGACACGCCACUCAACCCACUUCAGGGUGACUACUUCCCCAUCAAACAGGAAGUCUCACCUGACAACAUGUGCGUGGGUCGGAUCAGCAGAGGUAAACUAGGAGGCCAGGAUUCGUUCGAGAGCACCGAGAGCUUUGAGAGCUGUGACCGUCUGACGCAGUCCUGGAGCAGUCAGUCAUCGUUUAACAGCCUGCAGCGCGUCCCCUCCUACGACAGCUUUGACUCAGAGGACUAUCCCACAGCUCUGCACGGUCACAAGCCCAAAGGCACGUUUAAAGAUUACGUCCGCGAGCGCUCCGACCUCAGCAAGGACAAACCGGUCAUCCCAGCUGCUGCCCUCGCCGGCUACACGGGUAGUGGACCCAUUCAGCUGUGGCAGUUUUUGCUGGAGCUCCUUACAGACAAGUCGUGCCAGUCGUUCAUCAGCUGGACAGGAGAUGGCUGGGAGUUCAAACUCUCCGACCCCGACGAGGUGGCACGGAGAUGGGGCAAGAGAAAGAACAAGCCCAAGAUGAAUUACGAAAAGCUGAGCCGUGGCCUGCGCUACUACUACGACAAGAACAUCAUCCACAAGACAUCAGGCAAGCGUUAUGUCUACCGCUUCGUGUGCGACUUAAAGAGCCUUCUGGGAUACACACCCGAGGAGCUGCACACCAUGCUGGACGUCAAACCCGAUACGGACGAGUGAAAUACCAGUCCGGGAGUACCGGGGCCGAGAGACUUUCCUACCUUUUCCUCACAACAGUGGGUGUUUAAUUUGGGUCCAACGAUAAACAAGUCCUGUCUUCAUACCUAGUCAUGGUUCCAGUCUUGUUUUUGAGCUCAUGACUGCAGCUAUUGCAAAAAAAAAAAAAGGGACCCAUUCCAAACCGUACCAAAGUUCAUAGUCUGUAGCGUGUAUCAUAAUUCAGCUCUGAAGGGAAAACUGAGUUUCCAGCAGAGCCGCCAUUUUGACCCAGCAGCACCUAAAAAACAGACUGCUAGAGAGGGGUGGGACUAGGAAAGAACGAAGGACUCGUUCCUAACGUGGACAUUGUAUGGAUGGAAAGUUCCGUAAAAAUAUGUUGCCAAAGUUACAGAAAAAUGGAACUUUACAGAAAUACAUAAAUAUUUACUAUUAAGUUACUGUUGCUGUUGUGGCCCUCAGAAGGACCGCACGAAAAUGGUUAAAGUAUUUUAUUUUUAUUAUUAUUUUUUCUCAGAUAUGUUUGUGCCAGUAUUACUUUUUUUUUUUUUUUUUUUUAUCUGUAAAUGAAGGAUUGAUAAUGCCAAAAUGUUUUUUUUUCUUUCUUCCCUGUGUGUUUAAAGUCAGAGACUCGUCACACACAAGUCGCAUAACUGAAAACUCAGCAGGCGAGACCAGACUGCUAUUUUACUCAUGCAGUUCAGUUAAAAGAAAAAAGCCUCUCACUCAAACCGAGAACGGGUGAGAGACGCGACCGAAAGUAGCCGUUUUUCUGCUCGAGGGCGGCAAGCUCUGAACACACACCCGCCCUCGGCUUAUAGGCAAGAGUGUUUCGCUUUUAAGCGAGCACAACUUAGGCAGCUGUUAAACACGGCCCGUCUCAGAUCUCCUUUUUCUAAUCUCUAACGUUCAGACAAAGGACUUCAAGCGUCUCUUGCCUUAGUUUUAUGUCUAUGUUACCGCUUGUGUCACUCGCCCUCAUGUCUUGUUUUGUCUACGCCGUCUUUUCAGAGCACAUGUGAUGUAAACACGUCUGUAAUCGUCCUGUCUGUCACGAGACAGAGUGAAGGGUGUGUAAGUGGAGCACAAUAGAAAUGUCAUUUAACUGAUCUUGUCCUCUUUUGAUGAUUGAUAGCAGGAAACAGGCUUCCUGAUGACCAGAUGUAUGUCCUUGUGGAUCUUCUUGUACUUAGGAGAAAUAGCUGAAUGUAAUCGAGAUCUUGAUAGAGACCCUGAGCUUGACGCAGGAAUUAUUGAUCACUGAAGUGAAGGUUGUGGGAGUGAUUAGAGCUUGGGAUUGGUGUAGGAUGAUGUUGGCUUAAGAAAGUAGGGGAGUAACAUUUCAGAUGGCUUCCAGAUCGACGUGGACGCGUUAUGUUUAAGAAAAUGGUCUGUGAUGCUACUGCAGUUUUAAACCGGUACCAUUAACUCAUCUGAACCAUUAAUAUAUUUCUAUAUAUAAGCAAAUAUAUAACACGUAGAUGCUGAAUUGAUUUCAGUAAGGAAUAAAACACAACAGAGCAUACUGAUAAAUAAUAAAUGUUGGGGUGGUGCAACGCACAGCAUUAUAUUUCCAACGUCCUGAAGUGUUUUUAUCUCUCUUAUAACCCACCGAUUCGCCAGUAAUCGCAAUCCUGUUCAUUUUUGUCCAUUUAUAGUUACUUUUAACGUCGGAGAAGAUCAGAUGAGAACAAAUGAGUUCUGUUAAGAUUUUUAUUUACGCUAUAGCAGCUAGAAUCAUUCCCUCACCAGCCUCGCUCUCAUUUUUCACUCAGAAAAAAAUGUUUAGAAAAAUCAAAAAGCACAAAGAUUUCUUAUUUCUAAGACUUCCUCUAGCCAGAAAAAAAAAAAAAAAAAAGCCCUGACUGUUAAAGCGCUAACACUGGAGACUCCUUCCAUAAAUGUUAACAAAAUGAAUAAUAUCUGUAUGGAAAAGGUCAGCUUAUCAUGUUUUAAAUCUUCAUCCUUUGUGUAGGAAAUACAAGUCUCUGUGUGUAGAAAAACGACGCCGUAUUAGAAAGAUAAAGCUAUAAAGCUCGCAGCUGGAACUGCUGUCAGAGUUGCUGUUCCAGAACAGAAAUCAACGCCUUCUGAGCAAUCUGAAGCGAAAAUUCAACAGCGUUGGAGUUGAAUUCCUUCUUUAAGCCUGUUGCUAGCGGUGUGACUCUGGAUCCUGUUGCCUUUUUCAGUCGAGGUUUGUGUUCCACGGAACGCACGGGCCUUGCGGGGAAAACAAAAAAAGUUGAGGUCGCAUCUACACAAUGUUAUUGUUUACAAUGGUUUGCUUGCUGCCUCGAUGGGGGGGGGGUUCAUUUUUAGGAAUUGUCUAUUUGUACAGAUUGUGUUUCAAAACGCUUUAUUACAUAAGCCAGAAUGAACAAAUCAAGCCAGUGUUAAAGCAGUAAUAACACUGAAAUAACACCCGUGUGAGGUCCCGGAGCUGAAGGAUUUGAUGAUGAUCCACAUUGUUGAAGGACAAAACCCACAUUCCUGUCGUCUUUAUAUCCGCUUCAAACGAAUCUUGCUUUUAUUACGGAAUAAAUCGGGGAGACUCAGUUGCAUAGCUCAAUUAAAAUUCACAUGGUGGGUUGAUGAGAUGUGAUUUCUGGAUCUAUAAUGAAAAUGGGAUGGAUGUGGAUAUGGUUCAUGUAUGUGGUUUAAGAUAAAGAGUUUUUACAUGUUGUAUUCUUACUCGUUUCCUUAACUCAUGCAUCGUAAUGUCCGAAAACGACGACACACGGUAUUAUGUUUUAUACUGUCUUUUUAUUUUUAUUUUUUUUGCGCUUAACAAAUGAAGCCCAUUAGAUAUUGUCUUAAAUGUCAGAUAUAUUCUUUCUAAAAAAAAAACAAAAAAACAAAACAAAACGAAAAUGGUGGACAAGGCGACAUCAAGAGCAAAUAUUUCGAGUCACAAAACCAUUAAUGAGGAAUAGUGUUUUUUUUUUUUUUUUAUUAUUCUGUUGUUCUUCUUUUGUACAUUUUAUAGUGUUUCUGUAUUUUUUAUUUUUUUUAUUUUUUUUUUUUGUUCAAUGAAAAUUUUAAUGUAUUUAGUUCAUAAACAUCGGAAUAUUUUUCAAUAAUUUAUAUUUUAUAAACUUUGAAAUAUGAGACGCAGACAGCUGGUGCUUUCAUGGAAAUAAAAUGAGGUAGAGCAGGACCAAAUGUAGCGAUUUCCUUUUGUUUGGUUUUUCUUUUUCUUUUCUUUUCUUUUUUAUACGAGUCAAAGCAGUUGAUAUGGAAUUUAAAGACCUGUCUGCAUAUACAGUUAUAUAGAGAAAAAAAAAAAUAAAUAAA